AUGUCCGCCCAUACGGUCGAAGAAGUUUUGCCCGAAGGCCAUAAGGCUUUGCCUGCUGUCAUGAGACAGGACUUGUCGCAAUAUGACCAUAACAUCCCUGCUACCUUGGUUCUUCCGCGCCUAGUAUUCGCUGCUCCGGCGCAUCUUGAACAAUCGCAAGUCGUUGCAAGCUUAAAGGCCGGCCUUGCAAAUGUACUAUCGAACAUGCCCUUCCUUGGGGGUAAGUUGUACGAGGCCCCAUCGACCAAGAAGCUAUACGUCUUACGGCGAAACCACGAACCUGUCAAAUUCGGUAUCAAUCAUCUCGACACGCCUGAAGCCUCAUUUCCAGACUAUGAGACUCUGGCAGCCCAGCACUUCCCUGGCGAUGUCUUCUCCACAAACAUAUCCAAAGCUGUCAACUUCAUCAAAGGCGGCAUAAUCCUCACCUUGGGCAUGAACCACCUAUACGGCGACGCAAAGAGUAUAGACCACGUCUUCAGCCUCUGCGCCACCAGCACCAAAGCCGCUCUCUCCCACCACCCCCCACCAUCCUUCCACCCCAUCCUCGACCGAAACUACUUCACCGCAACCUCCAUCCCAAGCGCAGAUGAACUCGAGGUCCUGAAGAGGAAUAUCAAGGGCUUCACUUUCAUGAAGAUAGACCCCAGCAACACAGCAAACAGCGACCCCGCUCCCAUCUCCGCCACUAGCACCGAAACCUACCAUUUCUCCUCCGCUGCGGCCUGCCGCCGCCUCAAGGCGGCUCUCACCCCCUCCCCGCCAGGCCUCUACGUCUCCACCUACGACUGCAUCGCGGCGGCGACCUGGCGCGCAAUGACCAAAGCCCGCGCGCCGUACCUCGGCCUCGGCGACGCCUCCACCACCCGCUACAGCCACCCCCGUCGACGUGCGCCGCUUCCCCAGCGUCCCGGACGCCUUCUUCGGCAACGCCUUCUGGAUAGCGCUGACGGAGCCCGUGAAGGUGGGCGCGAUGUUCGGCGCGGACGGGCUCGCGAAGACCGUGCUGGCCGUGCGCAGGUCAAUCCUCGAAGUCUCCGACGCCACGAUCCCGGAUUAUCUGCGCGGGCGAAUGUGAUUGGGACGUCGUGGGAUAGGAUGCGGGUGGAGAGGUAUGAUUUUGGGAUUAUGAGGCCGCGGAAUUUGAGUCUCGCAGUGAGUGUGUUCGAGGGGAUGGUGGCUAUUGUGCCGGCGCUGGGGGAGGAUGGGGACAGGGACGGGUUUCAGGCUUGUGUUGUGUUGGAGAAGGGGUGUUUGGAGAGGAUGAAGGGAGACGAGGAGUUUAGGGGCUCUUUAUACGGAUUAGCUGAACGGGUUUCCAGGUGUGGAAUGGGCAGCUGGGGAAAGCUGCUUGGAGUGCCAGUGUCCUAG
Molecule: messenger RNA, 1371 nt
Organism: Penicillium chermesinum
Lineage: Eukaryota; Fungi; Ascomycota; Eurotiomycetes; Eurotiales; Aspergillaceae
Exons: 4
Coding region: 1-1371 (456 amino acids)
Molecular function (GO): acyltransferase activity, transferring groups other than amino-acyl groups
Source: RefSeq, a predicted model, not a curated record